Molecule: messenger RNA, 2089 nt
Organism: Aureobasidium uvarum
Lineage: Eukaryota; Fungi; Ascomycota; Dothideomycetes; Dothideales; Saccotheciaceae
Source: the annotation of a GenBank genome assembly
CCGACUGAAAAUGGCAGAAGACCUCGACACCAGUAGAAUCAAGGAAUGGCGGUCCAUUGUCACGUUGAUUGUUUUUCUGUUGACCAAUAUCGUGGUCCUUUUCCCAUUCAAGAUUCCUAUAUAUAUACCGCGGUCAAUCUACAACGCUGUCUUGAAUGCGCUCAGCGCAUGCCGAAUAAUACCACCUAGGCGACAUGGAAAUUUGCAAAACAAAGAUGGCGACAGAGCCUCAAGAUUUGUGCGCAUGAAUUUCUCAAUGAGUUUUUCGACCGCACCAUUGAUUGCAGACCUCUUUUUGCUGGCAAUCUCAGCUAUUGGCCGUCAGGAAGUACAUGAUGGCACUGUCGGGGCUAACAAUAUCAGUCCUAUCGACAUCAUGGUGUUCUUCGUCACUCUAGCUUACAUCGCAAUCUCCAUCGAUGCAUCCGGACUCAUCAGAUUUCUGGCUUUCAAAGUACUGCAAAAAGGCGGCAAAGUGGGCCAUUUACUCUUCUUCUACCUAUACGCAUUCUUCUUCAGUCUCGGAGCUUUCGUCGGAAAUGACCCCAUCAUCUUGUCUGGUACUGCUUUCCUGGCGUAUAUGACGCGUGUCUCCAGCAACAUCGAUCACCCGAGGGCAUGGAUGUACUCCCAAUUUGCGAUCGCAAACAUUGCUUCUGCUAUCCUAGUGUCAUCGAAUCCGACAAAUCUGGUACUUGCUGGAGCCUUCCAAAUCAAGUUCAUCGUUUACACUGCCAACAUGAUCGUACCCGUCGUGGUCACUGCGAUUGUUUUGUUCCCAUUCUUGCUCUACGUUGUUUUUGCAAGUCCGCAACUCAUUCCACUCUCGAUCGAGAUGGAAACUUUGUCAGACGAUGCAAAGAACAAGAAGCCAGUAAAUCCCAAUAUCCCUCAAGCUAAAGGAAAAAACCCGGAUGACGAUGAAGAAGAGUCUCUCGAAAACAAAGAGCGCGCACUUGCAGAGAUCAUGAAUCCAUUUUUGGACAAAGGAGGCGCAACAUUCGGAUCUGUUGUUAUGGCAGUCGCACUCGUCACACUCCUUGGAAUUAACGCGGCCAGCUCAAUUAUCGGCGAACAUCCCGUCUUUUGGAUCACUUUGCCAGCGGCCUUCAUCAUGUUCUGCUGGGAUGUCUCAUAUGGAUGGAAACACCGCAACGAAACUCGCAAAAUUGCUAAGGACCGUCAGAAGGAAUUCCGAGAGGCGCAAGAAGAGCGAGUUGGUAGUGAACGACAGACCAACGGGAUGUUUCAGACGCCAGGAGCUUCGAGCUCAUUCGUCCAUGUUGUACCCCCUACUCCAGAGGUUGCAGGUUCUGAGAAGAGCAUUCGAUCAGUCACAGACACGAGCCCUAAGACCGACUCAGCGAUACUUCCUGCAGAGCGAGACUCGACAGGCGACGGAUUGACAAACAAGGAUGCAUCAAGAUUCGAAUCCACUCUGUUGUCGCUCGCGCCACCGGAGACGGAUUACUCACAUACCAGGAAGCUUGAUUCGGCACUUGAUAAAGCCAUCGAUGAAGAAAGGAUACAAUCUAUUGAGGAUGACNAAAAAGAUCGAUCCCUUGUAACGUUUGUUACGAGGAACUACAGAUGGCUUCAAGAGACUUUCCCUACUGUCAUGGCAGUCCUGGCCCAUCUUCCCCUCAAGCUUGUCCCCUUCGCGCUUUCCAUGUUCGUCCUCAUCCAAGGACUUGUUACGAAGGGUUGGGUACCUGUGUUCGCUUACGGAUGGGACCACUGGGUUACCAAAACUGGUACCGUUGGCGCAAUAGGCGGAAUGGGUUUCCUCGGAGUCGUUCUUUGCAACAUUCACAUAAACAACGGAAUCCCCAUCACCGACCGCACGUUCUGGGCAACUGUAUAUGCUAUGGCUCUCGGCGUCAACUAUGGAGCCUUUAGUACGGCGUUCAGUGCAUCGUUGGCCGGUCUGCUUUGGCGAGAUAUCCUUGAGCGCAAGCAUAUCCAUGUCAGACGACUUGAUUUUGCGCGCGAGAAUAUACCAAUCAUUGCAACGUCGAUGGUGGUGGGCUGUGCGGUCUUGAUUGGUGAGAUUUACAUCAUCAGGGAUAACUCGCCCUACAAGAUGGGA